Messenger RNA from Rhizophagus irregularis DAOM 181602=DAOM 197198, 529 nucleotides. RefSeq lists its product as uncharacterized. NCBI's taxonomy places the organism in Eukaryota, Fungi, Glomeromycota, Glomeromycetes, Glomerales, Glomeraceae. The record is from RefSeq and is a predicted model, not a curated record. Gene Ontology annotation, molecular function: nucleic acid binding.
AAAUGCUCCCAUUAACUAUAUAGCGUGAUCUGUAUAUGGUGUCAACAUAUUACGAGGGUUGUAGAGGGUCAAAAUGAUAAAAUGUAUUACAAGAGUCAAAACAUAUUACAAGACAAUACAAGCUUGCUCUCACGUUUUCUGAGGCUUAUCUGUAUGGAAACAAUGAUGGUACAAUUUACUCAGGGUUACAAGACCGAUAGGGAGUACAGGGGAGUAAAAUUCGUUGUUCAAUGCAAGAAUUUUACUCAGCGUAAAGUAAAUGGCUCCCUUGUUAGAGAUUUCAUUGGAGGAUUGUCAAAUUAUCCACCAGAUACCCUUGGCAUUUUCGUUACAUCAACUGGAUGUUCGCAGUCAUCACUUGAGUUGGCAGAAAGUUCUGAUUACUUAAUACAUCAAAUUUAAUUAAACAGUUUACAUUAUUAUAUGUAAACAAAAGAACGAAGACACAAUUACGAUCGAAAAUGCCGAAAUUGAAAACAUUGAAGUUGAAGAAGGCUCCACUUUGUCCCUAUUUGGAAAUUGAAAUAAA